AUGAUUGGGAUUCCGCGUGACGACCGGCACAAAAUAACGGUUAAGAUUCACAAUACAAUGAAACGAAGCUCGAGCAGAGACACUCCUCCGCGCGUCAAGAGAAGUAGAUCCUCGAUGGGAAGGUACGAUGAAUCAAGCGACGAGCGUAUCACACCCGAGAGAAUACGCCGACGAAGCAGAGGAGCUCGUAGUCCAAGUCCUCCACCACGGGCGUCAUCACACGCACGUUUUGUAGAGUCUAGUUCACACCGAGAUGAGUAUCUACGAGCACCACCACCACGUGAAUUGCCACCAGAGCGUCCAUACAGCAGCUAUAAAGCCUUGUGCGUCAGUGCUAUUCACCCAAAAGCUAGCGAUGAAAUUAUUAAAGACACCCUAUACCGUGAGUUUAAAAAGUUCGGUGAGUUUUCCAUUAGAAUAGCCCAUGAGCUGGACGAGCGAGUGGCAUUUAUCGUCUUCAGAAGCUCUGAGGAUGCACGAGAUGCUAAGCAUGCCAAACCACGAAUAAUGAUUUACGACAAAAUGGCCAUUGUUGAACCAGUUUACGAAAGACCGGAAACUUAUCGCCGUCCACGUUCAAUUACACCGCCAGAGUAUGAUCGUUAUUAUGCACGCUCUCCAGGACCCGAGAGACACCGGCCAAUAGAACGUUAUGAAAGAGUAUACGUUCCGCCGGUUGGCAUACCGCCGCACCGUGAAAUGCGACGGGAAGCAAUACCACCACCGCAUCAUGAGUUCGUACGACCACCAUUACACCAUGGGCCACCCCAUGUUCAUCAUCCAGGACCGCCACACCACUAUGGGCCACCUAGACACAUGAUGAUCCGUCAUCCUGUCCAUGGAUUUGAGCGCGUUGAAAAUAAAAAAGAUAAAUUUCCGAAUUAUCUCCAUCACGUUUCACCAGAAGAUGACCCAUUGGCUACGCGGACUUUAUUUGCUGGCAAUCUUGAGAUAAAUAUCACUGAAGAGGAAUUACGGCGUAUAUUCAGCAAGUACGGAAUCGUCGAUGAUAUUGACAUAAAACGACCACCACCUGGGACUGGAAAUGCCUACGCAUUCGUUCGUUUCCAGACUCUGGACAUGGCGCAUCGCUGUAAGGUUGAAUUGUCUGGUCAAUACAUUGGUAAGUUCCAAUGUAAAAUAGGCUAUGGUAAAGCAACACCGACGACUCGUAUUUGGGUUGGUGGUCUAGGACCUUGGACUUCGGUUCCACAGUUGGAGCGUGAAUUUGACAGAUUCGGCGCGAUAAAAAAAAUUGAUUACAUAAAAGGUGACAGCAAUGGUUACAUCCUAUAUGAUUCAAUAGAUGCAGCUCAAGCGGCGGUAAAAGAAAUGCGUGGAUUCCCAUUAGGUGGACCUGACAGAAGACUUCGAGUUGAUUUUGCUGAUGUGACUCCAGGUUUUGGAUUCAAACCGCGACCUUAUGCAGAAGAGGGUGGAGAAUUUAGACCACGAGUACCUGUAGACUAUGAACCACCUUACGAAAGUUAUGGUCCUGAAGGAGAAUUCACUUCUUACCCUCCACGAGGAUUCCGUGGUCGAGGAGGCGCACACUGGCACGAUCGUCGAGGGGGCGCGAGUCGCGGAGGUGGCGCUUACCGUGGAACUUAUCCUGAAGGUUAUAUACGUGACGAAACCGAUUGGCCAACUAGGAGACCACCACCUGAAUUGGAGUAUGAGCCACCUCGUGGUAUCAGACGAUCAAUUUCCAGAGAACCAGGUGUAGAUCGAUCGCGCUCAAGAUCACCACGCAGAAGACCCAUGGACUCAGACUCAGACUCGGAGAAUGCACGCACUGGAAUGCUGUCUACCUCACGCACUCUUGUUGAAGUUGCUCGAAAAUCAAUAGCUGUUUGGCAAGGCGCUCUUAUUUUGAAGAACUCACUAUUUCCAGCAAAAUUCCAUCUCACGGACGGUGAUACUGAGAUAAUUGAUGCUCUGAUGAAAGAUGAAGAAGGCAAACACAUGCUAAGAAUCACCCAAAGAUUACGCCUCGAUCAGCCGAAGCUUGACGAUGUGUCAAAACGCAUCCAAACCUCUAGUUCUCAUGCCAUUUUCUUAGGCCUUGCUGGAUCAAGCACUGCGGUCACUAACGACGAUGCCAAUGUACAGACACGGCCGCUCCGAAAUUUAGUGUCUUACCUGAAACAAAAGGAAGCCGCGGGUGUUAUUUCUCUAUUAAACAAGGACACUGAGGGUACUGGAGUACUCUACGCUUUUCCACCUUGUGCUUUUUCCACGGAACUGCUAAAACGGACGUGUCCUAGUCUCAGUGAAGAGGGACUCAAGGAAGAUCAUUUGGUAAUUGUUGUUGUCAAAGGUGGCAGUGCCUAG
This is a messenger RNA of Cotesia congregata, 2334 nucleotides long. NCBI's taxonomy places the organism in Eukaryota, Metazoa, Arthropoda, Insecta, Hymenoptera, Braconidae. The record is from the annotation of a GenBank genome assembly.